Messenger RNA from Eruca vesicaria subsp. sativa (arugula), 924 nucleotides. NCBI's taxonomy places the organism in Eukaryota, Viridiplantae, Streptophyta, Magnoliopsida, Brassicales, Brassicaceae. The record is from the annotation of a GenBank genome assembly.
AUGGCUGAGCUUUAUAUCUUUGAUGGGUCUUCAUCUUCUUCCUCAAUCUGCCACCAUUCAAGUAGUACUGAACCAGAUAUGUUUUCUUCCGACACAACAACAACAGAUCUCUUCUUUAACAAUCCUUAUCUUAAUCCAAUAGAUGAUCCCUCUCUUAAUUUCUUUGACAAUUUUACCCCUACGACUCAUCAUCUCCUCUCUUCUUCUCCUCCACUCUCUCAGCUCCAAACGCUUAACCUCUCCCACACUAACACUUUCGCCAGUUUCGAAAGCUUCGACGCCGUCAAAACAGAGCAUCCUCUGUUUAACUCUUCAGCCAUGGAAGAUUCAUCGAAUUUUCCAAAUCAGAAUCUCUUAAGCUCGCCGGAAAACUCCUUCCUCUCCGAUCACAUGCGACGUGUGUACAGCACUGGAGAUUUGCAGAAUCUGAGAAUGGAUACUACGGGACCACGAUCAUACUCGAGUCCUUUAGGUGUGGAGACCUCAUGGACGACGGCGUUUUCCGGCGAAGAUCAGAGUUUGAAGGUGGGGCGUUACAGUGCCCAAGAACGUCAAGAGAAGAUUUCAAAGUAUAAAGCUAAACGAACGCAAAGAAACUUCACCAAAACCAUUAAGUAUGCAUGCCGGAAAACAUUGGCGGACAACAGACCGAGAGUACGUGGCAGGUUUGCACGUAACGACGAUAUUUUAGAGAACCCCAAGAUUGCUUCUUCUUUCACUAUACAAGAAGACGACGACCUUUGGAAUUUGGAUGGGUUGCAUGAGGAAGAAAAAGCUUUUAUGAGUAACUUUGUGGAAUGUCAGUCUCAGCCUCAACGACAAAUGCAAUACACAACAACUUCCUUCUGGUGAAAGCAUAUCUGUCUGCAGAAAGAAGAGAUGAAUAUUAUAUUUUCCGACUUAAUUUAAUAUGGAAUGGAAUCU